This is a messenger RNA of Paramisgurnus dabryanus, 6588 nucleotides long. The record is from RefSeq and is a predicted model, not a curated record. NCBI's taxonomy places the organism in Eukaryota, Metazoa, Chordata, Actinopteri, Cypriniformes, Cobitidae.
AGUGAUUAGUAGGAUCUCUUGUGCAUUGGUGCAACGUCAGUAUGAUCUCUUGUGCAUGGGUGCAGAUCAGCAGGAUCUCUUGUGCAUGGGUGCUGUGGUGAAUAGGAUCUUUUUUUGAUCAUAUGUGCAAUGUCAGGAUGAUCUUUAGUGUAUGGGUGCUGUGGUCAGUAUAUCUCUUAAGUUGUUCUUAUGUCCGUAUAUCUGUUGUGCAUGGCUGCUGUGGUGAGAGGAUCUCUUGUUCAUAUGUGCAACGUCAGUAGGAUCUCUCUUGUGCAUUGGUGCAAAUCAGUAUGAGUUAUUCUGAUACGGGAUAAAACGUACAUUUAAUUUAUAAAAUGUCAAGUAAAAUAAAACUUUGUUUUGCUCAAGUUUACAUUUCAUGUUAGUUGGCCCCGGUAUAGAUAAUACCUACAUAAUGUAAGUGGGUUGCAUAAUGAAAAGUUUGGGGACCUCUACUUUAUUUAAAUGACCAAUCACAAAAGACUUACUUGGCCUUAGUCGGGAAGUAACAAUGUGUUUGGGACAAAUCUGUGUUGCCAGAUAUAAAAGUGUUGAAAAGUGCAAUACAUGAACCCACAGCUAAAACCUGAAUUAACACGAAUAAACAACAUCUCAUUCACUGGGCACCAACACGCUACUAAAGCAGCUCAACCAGGCCUCUUCAUCCCUAUUUUUGCAUAUGCUCAAGAAAAAUAGUUCACACUUCACAGCACCCUAAUUUGUCACAAGCAGCUUAUUUCAGAAUAUACUUUGUGUGGGAUAUAUGACUAUGCAUUGCUGACCAGUCUCUUCUGCCUCUCUCUCUCUCUCUAUUUCUCUGUCACAUCCCGGACUGAAACAUCUUUUAUAACUGUCGAUGUCUUUGAAAAUGGUCUGGUGAUUUGUGUGACUGCCAUGACGACAGACGAGGCUGAGAGCGUGCAUAAACAACAGGUGUGCGAGCAGCAGCAGGAAGAGGAGGACCCUGCUGCUCAGGAGCAAGGCCCCACUGACACAGUUCAGGAGAGCCCCUCGGGCACCUCGCUUCCCCGCGUAAGCUCAGAGGAAGAACAGCAGCUGAAGCCUCGGCAGCGCACAUCCGCUGGCCGCGGUCUCUCUCGCCUCUUCUCCUCCUUCCUGAAGCGCCGCUCACAGUGCUCGGAGGGUGAGGGAGAGGAGACCGAGAGGACCUGGGAGAAGGAAGGCCACAACGAACCCAAAGCUCCCAUUGCAGACCCUGAGCCGGAACUACGCUUAGAGGGUGAUGUUGCACUAGACCAGCACUCGAUCAGUAGUGCUGAAAACCAGCAAAUCAUAGCAGAUCAAAAGGAAGACGCAGAGCUGGAGUCAGGAAAGGGUGAAAAGGGGGAGAAGGGGGAGAAGAAGGAGAAGAAAGACAAGAAAGAGAAGGAGAAGAAAGCGAAAAAGGAGAAGGCAGAUAAAGAGAAGACGGAGAAGAAAGAGAAAAAAGAAAAGGGAGAUAAAGAGAAGACUGAGAAGGAGAAAAAAGAGAAAGCAGAGAAGAAGGAGAAGGACAAAAAGGAGAAGAAGGAAAGAAAGGAGAAAAAGAAUGAGAAAAAGGCCAAAGCAGCAGAGGUAGAGAAAGAAGAGCAAGAGACAGUAAAAGAGCAAGCAGAGGAAGAGCCCAAAGCAGAAGAAGCGGGGACAGCAGAAGCUAAAGGAAAGGAGGAAGAGGAAAAAGAAGGAGAGAAAGAGGAGGAGGAGAACACAGCUGAGGAGGAGGAGAAGAAGCAGAAAGCAUCUCGCCGUCCCAGGAUCAUGCACUGCAAAGUCAAACUGCUAGAUGACACUCUCUUCGAGUGUGAGCUUGACAAACAUGCCAAAGGACAGGAACUGUUCGCGAAGGUGUGCGAUCACCUUAACCUGUUGGAAAAGGACUAUUAUGGGCUGGCCAUAUGGGAAACACCGUCUGUAAAGACAUGGCUAGACUUUGCCAAGGAGAUUAGACGGCAAGUACAAGGCACCAACUAUGAUUUUACAUUUAAUGUAAAGUUCUACCCACCUGAUCCGGCUCAGCUAUCAGAGGACAUCACCAGGUACUACCUAUGUCUGCAGUUGCGGAAGGACAUUAAGAGUGGGUGUCUACCAUGCUCUUUUGUGACUCUGGCCUUGUUGGGCUCUUACGCCCUGCAAUCUGAGCUGGGCGAGUAUGACCCAGAGGUCCACGGCACUGACUAUGCCAAGGAGCUUCAAUUGAUUCCAGGUCAGACCAGAGAACUUGAGGAGAAAGUAAUGGAGCUGCACCGCACAUACAGGUCUAUGAGCCCAGCUCAGGCUGAUAUGAUGUUCCUGGAGAACGCCAAAAAACUUGCAAUGUAUGGGGUUGACCUGCAUCAGGCAAAGGAUCUGGAUGGAGUGGAUAUCAUGUUGGGCGUCUGCUCCAGUGGCCUGAUGGUGUAUAAAGACAAGUUGAGGAUUAAUCGUUUCCCAUGGCCAAAAGUUCUCAAAGUCUCCUACAAACGGAGCAGUUUCUUCAUCAAAAUACGCCCGUCUGACUUGGAGCAUUAUGAAAGUGCCAUUGGCUUUAAGCUGCCAAACUACAAGGCUGCCAAGAAACUCUGGAAAGUUUGUGUGGAGCAUCACACAUUCUUCAGGUUAACAUCUACAGAGGCAGCCACCACUCCCAGGAAGUUUUUGGCUCUGGGAUCAAAGUUCCGUUACAGCGGCCGAACUCAGGCCCAAACCCGUCAGGCCAGCUCCAUGAUUGACAGACCUGCCCCCCGUUUCCAGCGCUCGUCCAGUAAGCGGGCAUCACGCAGCUUAGAUGGAGCCAUGGUUUCGACCCCGGAUAAGAACGCUCGUCCUGUCAGCGCUCCCAUCAUGUCUCCCAUCUCCCUGGGCGAUGCGGCUCCCUGUCCCGUGGUGCCAUCAGCAACCCGCACAGACCACAAAGAGACGUCCACGCCCACAGGUCGUCCACGGUCCACUGAGAGAAAAAGUGAGAUGAAGACGGAGACUCAUGUGACUGACAGCUCCAAAACACACAGCACCAAAGUGGAGGGCACACCUGAAGUAAAGAAGGUAGCUCGGCGAGAGCGGCGCCACCGUGAUGCCCCAGUGGUGACGGCCACCAAUGGGGAGAGAAAGAGCCAGUCACCACGGACGGGCACAGAAGUGGUGCGCAUGAGGAAGAAAAGACCUAAGAAAAUUGAGGGUGAAACUCUUUAUAUCAGACAUAGCAAUUUAAUGUUGGAGGAUGUGGAUAAGACACAGAUGGAGAUCAUGCGCCAUCACACCAGUAUCAGUGAGCUCAAGAGGAGUUUCAUGGAGUCGGUUCCGGAACCACGGCCCAGCGAGUGGGACAAACGUUUGUCAACUAACUCACCAUUCCGCACCGCCAGCAUCAAUGGACAGAUGCAGCCUUACUCUCCUGUGAUGAAGACAAAAACUAUCACCAUUUCUGAUGUCACCAACUCCCUUCGCGGCGAAAUCGCCACCAAGGACACACCAAUUGUGCACACAGAGACCAAGACCAUCACCUAUGAGUCUGCACAGCAAAAUGCAAUGAGUGAGAAGGAAUCUGGAAUGCUGUUGAGUGCCCAGACGAUCACAUCCGAGACCGUGAGCACCACCACCACAACCCAGAUCACCAAGACGGUGAAGGGAGGAAUCUCAGAGACUCGCAUUGAGAAGAGAAUCGUGAUUACUGGAGACACUGAGAUUGAUCAUGAUAAGGCUGUGAUGUCUGAUGUUCAGGCUCUUGCUCAGGCUAUAAAAGAGGCUAAAGAACAGCAUCCUGACAUGUCUGUCACUAAAGUGGUGGUUCAUCAGGAAACUGAGAUCAACCCAGAGUAACAUCUACAUGAGACGCAGGGUGAAGAAAUGGAACAAGUCGGGUUUACGAAUGCGAAUAAAGCCACCAGCCAUCCAUGUCCACCCACACGACACUUCCUGUAGCCAUCUAUGACCCACCCACCAACCGAACCCUAAAUGUCUGUCAGACCUCAAGAAUCGAUACUGCAGACUGAGCCUCUAAACUAUCUGCUCCUGUCCUGUGUCUAAGCAACAAAGACCGAUUUAAAUUCACUUUAGCACCUCAGAUGGACUUUUCGUAAAACCCUUUUUGAGCUCCACCUCAUUCAAGACAUUCUGUUUCAGAGUAAACCAAGUUUAAAAGUGUUUUGUAAAACUGUGGCAAAAGAUUACGUUUGUAUCUUAAAUUCAUGGGAUAUUUAUAAGGUGGAUUCCAAAGCGAUGGUUCAAACAUUUACUGGGUGGUGGUGGGAAUUUAAACAUCAGGUUUCUACAAUGUGAGUUUAUUUAAUUUAACUUAAUUUUAGCUGUUGGUUAAUUUGACAACUAUGUUUAAAGUGUGUGUUUUUACAGGGUUAAGGAAAAUCCAAAACGUGUUAAAGGUGAAGUUCACCUUAAAUGUAAUAGUUAGAACUGUCAUAAUACUCAUGCUUAAUAGCUUUGUCCUGUUCAAGCUUCAAAACAUCUUUUUCUGUGUUUCUUAAUUGUAAACUGAAAGAUACAUGCUCUGAACAACAUGAGGGUGAGAAUAAUGUACCUUCAUUUUUGGGGUGAUUUGUGUCAUUCUGUUGCAAAGCUUUGUUUUAUGUUCCUCCUAAAUGUGAUAUUAUCCUUUUGUUCUGAGUGUAAAACUAAAGUGUUAUUUUUAUUGAAAACGCUGGAACAAUUUGAGAUGGGUUUUGAGUGUGUUUUAAUGGUAACACUUUACAAUAUGGUUGUACUUGUUAACAAAUGGAUUAAUUAACUCUGUCCCCUCCAUUGACGAGUUAUCUUGUCAAAUAAGACAAACGCUUUCCUGCCAAUGACGAGUUUUUACGGCAAUCCAUAUUAUUGCUUUUAUCCACUAGGUGCCACUUUAACUCAACUUAUAAAACACUGAAGCAUCCAAUGAUUUGAUCAUCGUUCUGAAUCUGAUCUCUAACAAAAGACCUUUACAAAAUUGCAAUUAUGUCAGCUUUUUGCUCAAACUUUGGUAUCUUUAAAGAACAAAUGAACAUAGGAUGAAACUUUUUCUGUUUGUUUGUGCGAAAGCAGGGGGUCUGUCUUUCAUUUGAUAUAUUGUAUGUUUAUACAUUUAUAGAAGAAAAUGUUCUAGAAGGCAUUAAACUUCUGUGAAAAUCACAAAAACUAACAAUGAGCAAUAAAGUUUUCCAGCAUUUAAAUAAUCUUUGUCAAUGUUAGUUAAUGUCAAUACAAUCAGGGUUCCCACGGGUCAUGGAAUUUCUGGAAUAUCAUGUAAUUUUAAAAGGUCUUUUCCAGACAUUGAAAGUCAGGGAAUUUUAUAUUUUUUGUCCAAGUCAUGGAAUAUCAGGGAUUUUUGUUUGUUGCUUUAAAUAUUUGUUUCCAUUUAUCAAAAUGUAAUCGGCUUGUUAACUUGUGACGUAAAGAAUACCAUUUCUGGGUCCAAACCUUCGCUGACUACAAUUUAAAAAGCUGUUUAUUGGCACUGUUUAUUCACAUCUACAUUAUCCAGGCUCAAAGCAUGAAAAUUCAGCUUUUUAGUUAGUGAAAGCCAGGGAAUGUGACAUUUGACUUGUAGUGGUAACCCUGUAAAACAGUUCAUGUUCAUUAUGCAUUAACUAGCAAAUACAACCUUAUUGUAAAGUGUUACUGAUUUCAUUUAAUUUUUUGAAGGUAUGCAUCCAUAUUUCUUUUGUAUGUUGUCCUUUGUCAUCAUGAAUUGGGGUCCAGUGAAGGUGGAGUGGGGUUGUUGUAGUGAAGCUACACUUUAUGAUAUUUUUAUUUAUUUUCUUCAGUUUUUAUUUUCUGUUUGUGUGUGUACUUUGCAUUUUAGAUGCCCUGCUCUCUUAAUGCAGCUUUGAGGUUUUGUAUUAGAUCCAGCAUCCCAAACACCAGCUCCUGCCAAUUUAUAAAUGGGAUCUGCAGGAAAACUUUGUUCAUUUUCAGUAUAUUUCUACUUUUCUACUAGAGGGGGCAGUAUGUUCUUACCCAUGAGGUAUACUGCAGAUCUUCAAAGCCUUUAAAAAGGAAAACUAUCUACAUACAACCUGAAGUGAUUUUUGAUCAAUUGGAAUUGAUUUGGCUGAAAUGGAUUUAAUUAACGAUUACAGUAAUUAAAUGUGCUGAGCAUUGAUUUUAAAGCGAUCAGACAGAUUUUACGGCACCUUAAAGUGUGAUUUAGGCAUUCACAGAGUCAUUAAAGACACUUUCAUUUACAUGAAAUUCAGGAGUGAAGAUUCUGGUUGGGUAUUUCAGUUCUGAAUAAUCUCAAUUUUGUGGAUUUUAUAUUGUGCAUCAACAACGACUGCGAUGCAAGUUCUCUUGUGGUAAAACAUACUGCCCAACGUCCAGUUUUUAAACGUCUAUUUUAAAAUGUUACACUUUUAUAAUAGUUCAGAUCGUACCCUGUACAGAGACUGAAAUGUAGUUUGUUCAGUGUUGUGUGGCGCUCUUUCAUAUUCUAGUUUGAGGUGAAGACGGAAAUCGUACAUUUAGUCUCAAACGUUCUUUUUCCUUUUCAUCCCUCUUUCUUUGCCAUCAGCAUAAAAAAGGCAAAUGUAAAAUAUAUCAUCAUGCACUGAAUAAACUCCAACAUAGACACAAUCACUCUGUAUGUGCUCUUUAUGUCUUAUCUUGUGUAACUACUUACCUUGA